UGCAUCUGGACACGAUUGUGAAUGUACUGUUGAAGUUUUGUUCGAGUUCGACGUUCCCGAUGUAUGACAGGAGCGUCGGGUGGAGGAUCGUUUGUUCGUCCUCCUUACCGAACGAUGGCUCGACCUGCUCCAGGUAAGUUUGGCAGCUACCGUAUGGUGGCUGGAAGCGAGCGACUCCGCCGGUGGCUCCUACAACAAGCUUGGCGCCCCGAUUCCGUCGCCGCUACUCCGGACCGGGCGGUGGAACAAGGCGCAAGGGUCGGGUCUGGACUCAAGCGUGGUAUGUGAGGUUAAGUAUAAGAUGUGGCAGAUCCUGACUGGGUCCUCAACUACACUUCCAUUCCGAACUCAACCCAUAUUCCAUUAUAGCCCCCCCUCUCCAGACUUUGGUCUAGACUACAACAUCAAUCCCAGCUAUCUCAAUACCCUCGACACAGACCACAGCACUAGUCAAGAUGAUUGCUCAAUCUGUCCUCCCCCUGCUCCUGACUCUCCCUCUACUCACUUCCGCUCACUUUCAACUCAACUUUCCCCGCGCAAGAGGCACAGAUGACGAGAACCAAGCCAGCUUUCCUUGCGGUGGUUAUGAACAGACGCAGAACCGGACACUGGUUUCAACUAAGUCAUUCCCUGUUGCCGUGAAACUGGGCCACACUGAAAAUCUGGUCCAAAUUUUGUUGGCCAUCGGCGACGACGUUGGCUCGUCCUUCAACUAUGAACUUCUGCCGACCAUUCGGGAAAUGGGCCCAGGAGACUUUUGCUUGCCGGACAUCGAAAUCCCGGCAGACCUCAACAUUACGGAUGGCACAAACGCCACUAUUCAGGUUAUAACGAAUGCACAUGGAGACGGUGGGCUAUACAAUUGCGCAGACAUCCAAUUCUCCUCAACCACGCCCGAGUCACCUUCGUCUUGUACCAACGGAACCGGCAUCAGCGCCACUCCGCUGUCUGCUAGCGAAUAUAAAUUUGCCAAUGGGUCGUCUGGACACCACGACGACUCGGCCUCCAGCUCUACAGCUAGUGGAAGUGCGGCUGCCACCGAAAGUGCGAGCUCGGCUAGUGGUUCUGCUGCAGCGUCGGCGACAGGCAACAAUGGAGCGGCCAUUCUCAGUCUAGGCUGGGGCUUGUUGGGCGCUGUCGUGCUGGGAGCUGUUGCCGUCUUGUAGGUGAUUCGGAUCUUGGAUCUUUGAUGUGCGACUGGAGUGGCCUGGCAGCGAGCCGGAUUCCGUAUCUUUGAAUCUCUCUACUUGCAGGAGAGAGCCAGCCUACGAAAGGUCUCUGUGCUGCCGCCCUGCACCAGCCAUGUCAGUCAUGACACGGCCGAAAGAGAUCAGAUAUUGGUGACAGUACCAGUGCUAAAUAUAUAUAUAUGCCGCUUUGCCACAAUACUGGUUGUACACAUGCUUGGGUUUCCCUGUCGCUAUCAUGUUGUUCCACGCGCCCGGCAGACCAUACCGUUGGACAACAAGCAUGGCCUUGGUCGAGCUCAUGGAGUGAUCGACCGCCUUACAACUCCGAGAAACGGAUGAGCACCACCUAAAGUGGCCCUGC
Messenger RNA from Exophiala dermatitidis NIH/UT8656, 1551 nucleotides. RefSeq lists its product as uncharacterized. Bases 456 to 1166 code for a protein of 236 amino acids. Lineage: Eukaryota; Fungi; Ascomycota; Eurotiomycetes; Chaetothyriales; Herpotrichiellaceae. The transcript is spliced from 2 exons. The record is from RefSeq and is a predicted model, not a curated record.